This is a messenger RNA of Asterias rubens (European starfish), 1478 nucleotides long. RefSeq names its product nucleoprotein TPR-like. The record is from RefSeq and is a predicted model, not a curated record. NCBI's taxonomy places the organism in Eukaryota, Metazoa, Echinodermata, Asteroidea, Forcipulatida, Asteriidae. The transcript is spliced from 4 exons. The coding region runs from base 270 to 1331 and encodes 353 amino acids.
AAUACCGUCGUGCCGUUAAAUUUUCGCGCUCAUUUUACACCGUCGUGGCUAACAAAGAUAUAGUACUCGUCGGGUCAUGUAAUACACCGUAAUAGAAAUACUCCAUUACCCCAGAUGCGAAUUUAACAUCCAUUAAAAUUGUUAAGAACAACAUUUUGAUGCAGUAAAGGAGAUAGAGGAAGGGAAAUCGAGGGAGCACUGCAUGCACAGGAACAGUUUACAGACUCGCAAGGAAAACUGCUGAUUGUCUUGCUACAACUGAGGAGACAAUGGCUCCAAAGAAACCUAACCGGGCACGACCUACAAAACAAACUCAACCCACAAUAAGACCAGCACAACGUUUAGCCAUUCGCCACACUGCAGCCCGGCCAGGCAACCAGCCAGCCAACAGACGCCCAUCACCAGCCAGCCAAGCAAAACGCCAACCAGCAGCCAGUCAUGGAAAACAGCUGGCCCCAAAACGCCAACCAACAACCAGCCACGGCAAACAGCUGGCCCCAAAAUGCCAACCAACAACCAGUCAUGGUAAACAGCUGGCCCCAAAACGCCAACCAACAACCAGCCAUGGCAAACAGCUGGCCCCAAAACGCCAACCAACAACCAGCCACGGCAAACAGCUGGCCCCAAAACGCCAACCAACAACCAGCCAUGGCAAACAGCUGGCCCCAAAACGCCAACCAACAACCAGCCACGGCAAACAGCUGGCCCCAAAACGCCAACCAACAACCAGCCAUGGCAAACAGCUGGCCCCAAAACGCCAACCAACAACCAGCCAUGGCAAACAGCUGGCCCCAAAACGCCAACCAACAACCAGCCAUGGCAAACAGCUGGCCCCAAAACGCCAACAAUCCGUUCUAAAGAUGCUGCAAACCAAAGGCAGGGUGACCCAGCCUCGUCCGAAUAUCAUUACUGUCCCAGUUCCAGUAGGACCAUCCACUGUUACACAUCAUCAUCAUCAAGAUAGCUCUGUUCACAAUCAAACCAAUGUAACAGGAGACCGUAACCAAACCUUCCUUGCACCAGUCAAAAGAUCAACAUUUUGGACCAGCAGUGAGCAACCAAGUAAACGUCAAAAAACAGAACCAGACGAGUACUCCCAACAGCCAAUAGACGAAGAUGUUUUUUCAGACAUCCAGGAUGAGGAGGAUGAAGAUGGUGAGCAGGAUUAUGAAGACUAUCAGGACCCUCAAGACGAUGACCAAGAUUAUGAUGACGAGGAAUAUGAAGAUGAAAACCAGGAAGAGUGUAAGAAAGAUGAUCAGGAUGAUUAUAAAGAUGAUCAUCCUAGUACUUCUGAGCAGCAUUCAUUAACCCCAAAGAAAGAAAUUUAAAAAGUUCCAAUUCCAUGCAAGGCUCAUUUUUGUGAAAAUGAUUAAACGCAACAACCAGUUUUGUUCCGAAAAUUUUCAUUGUUUCUAAAAAAUAAUAAUAAUAAUUUAGAUCGUUUCAAUUCAAUUCAAAUACCACGAUUCAUUUUU